Setaria italica (foxtail millet) is the source of this 1842-nucleotide messenger RNA. RefSeq names its product tobamovirus multiplication protein 1. Bases 262 to 1344 code for a protein of 360 amino acids. The transcript is spliced from 13 exons. The record is from RefSeq and is a predicted model, not a curated record. NCBI's taxonomy places the organism in Eukaryota, Viridiplantae, Streptophyta, Magnoliopsida, Poales, Poaceae.
GCCAGCCUGCACCAGAUCGAACCGUGGUCUCGGGCUUUCCAAUCCAACAGGUGUUGCCUGGUCGGUCUUCCCCCUCCAGUCAAUUGCUCCUCCACCUCCACGGCUCCACCCCCUCUUCCUCCGCCCGCGCCGCGCCCGGAGCCAGGCCACACCAAACCCUAGUUCCCGGGCCUCCCGUGCCCCCGCCGCGAGAUGCUCCGCUCGCCAGCCCCCUGAUCCUCCUUCUUCGCCGCCACCGCCGCUCCUUGCCCGUCCGCCGGUAUGGGUCGCUACGGUCCCUUCCCUGCCGCCGCCGGGGAUGGCGGGGGCUGCCUGCCGCUGCCGAUUGUCGCGGCCGAGGGUGCGCUUGCUGUCGUCGACGGCGCCAUUGCGAUCGCCGCCUUGGUGCAGCUGGCAAGAAUUCACAGGCACAAUCAGCUACAGGGAUGGACUCGGCAAAAGAUAUUCCAUUUUUUGAUUGGCCUAUCAAACAUAGUAUUCCUAGUGUAUUUCGUGUCUACCAUCAUUGCUACUUGCCAGAGAUGGAUUUGCUGGGUGCAUGGAUGUGGAUUUGUUCUCAUGGCUAGUCCACAGAUACUGCUUCUUGCUUCAUUUCUACUGCUACUGUCAUUCUGGGUUGACCUGUGUCAUCAGACAAAUGAUGAAGAUGAAGAGGAUGUAAGGAGUCACCGUGAAGCUUUACUAGAUAGAACAAAAACUAAACCUGGCAUCCAUCCUGUUAAUAUCCGUCAGAGGUGUUGCCCGGGAAUACAUCUUGGAAGCCGGCAAAAGUUUGUGAUUUUGGUGCUUGUACUGUCAUUUGUUGUUAUGUUUGCCUUUGCCAUCCUCAUAUGGGUUGGUAGAGGAGAAAACCAUAUUGAUUCAUCUUUAUUGAAAAGGGUUUAUUUGGAUGUAUUUUCAGUAGUAGUUCUUGUACUCGGUGGUGCUCUGGCAUGUUAUGGUGCAUUGUUAUUCUCGAAGAUGAGCAAAGUUCGUUCUGAAACUGUAUCAACUGAGAAGUGGAAGGUUGCCAGUUUAGCUGCUGUCUCACUAAUUUGUUUUUCGUCUUCUGCUAUACUAGCACUUGUGACUAAUGUUCCAGUGCUUUUGUAUUGGUACUCAACAGAUGCAGACAUCAUCUACAAUGCUGUUAUUUUGUUUGUAUAUUACUUCAUAGGUUCGUCACUUCCAUCAGGGUUUGUUCUAUGGAUCAUGAGAGAUUUGCCUCACCGUCAGGUGGUAGAAAGGCCCACAGAAUCGAGAGUGGUUACUUUGUUCAGGGAAAGACCAUCAACUACACAGGAUCCACGGUGGAGGGCAGCUGUUACAUCCUCAAACAAGGCCCUCAAGUCAAGCCCGAUUUAACAAGACUUCCCAUUUAUACUGAACCUUCUAGUCUGCCUAAUAUGCUGAAAGAACAUCAGUGGCGCCCUGGCGUCUGCUACUGUGACAAUUGGUGGGUACAAGACAAUUCAGUAAUUCGUGCUUCAUGGUUGACAAUUCAGUAAUUCCUGCUUCAUGGUUGACCGCGGUCGGAUGUACAUUACAAGUUUACACAUCAGAACUGAUGUUGUGGGGUUGAAGAAUUAACAAAUGUAAAUAGCCUUAGAAAUGAGAGUUUUCAUGGUUAGGCUGUUAGUUUCUCCUUUGAGAUUUACCGUGCCUGCCCCUUUUGUUUACCUGUACCUCAUUUAGUUUUUUGAAAGUAACAAUUGAAUGCUUCAACUAAUCCAUGAUAGGAGGCGUUUGUGCCCCAAAGAUCGUAAUCAUUUGCCAUCAUUUGUCGAUCACUAGGAGACUUCAACAUAAGCUGACUAUGUAAGUAAUUAAGAUAUUCGGAAUACAAGUGGCAAAUAUUCAAUA